AUGACGUCAUGGCAGACUCGGUCGCAAGUAACCUCACGAUUCAAUGAACAUUCAAUGGGACUGAUCUUCUCUGUUGAUUUCAACCAGAACUGCGAGCUUGUCUACGUCAGUCGUGGUUUGCUUGCCGGUAUACCGUAUACCCGACAGCUGCGGCAGUUCCCCGCUCGAACAUGCGAAAUGAAUGAAGAUCAGGUCAUCUCAUUUCGUUUUGAGGUGAGGACCAUCGCCCUCCUCAACAAACAAAUCCCAAUCCACAUCUACGAAGCCGCCCCAGCAUUCGCGGAAAUCGGCGCAGGUGUCUCCUUCGGUGUGAACGCCCAACGCGCAAUGGCACUCAUCGAUCCUCGGAUCAGGGACGGAUACGAGAACAUCGACACUCGGAACGCAUCUCCAGAAAAGCACGAUACGUGGUUUGAUUUUCGGAGGGGGACGGGUGAGCCGGAUGUUAUUUGCGAGGUGAGGAGUGAGGAGGUUGGUCAGAGUUCUGUUCAUCGGGCGCAUUUUUUGGAUGCCUUGGUCAAAUUGAUCCCAGACGACGUCGCACACUUCGGAAAACGGUUGACGGAUAUCACACCACACGACGAUUGCGUGGAGCUUCAUUUUGCGGAUGGCACGACAGUGAGACAUACUGCCAUCAUCGGCUGCGACGGCGUCCGCUCCCGAACCCGCGAGAUCCUCCUCGGCCCCCAAGACUAUCCCAACUACGCACCAACCUUCACAGGCAAAUACGCCUACCGCGCCCUCAUCUCCAUGUCCGAAGCAGCUUCGUCCCUCGGCGACGAACUCGCCCGCAACUCCCAAAUGUACCUCGGCCCCCACGGGCACAUCCUCACCUUCCCAAUCGAAAAAGGCCGCACAAUGAACGUGGUCGCAUUCCACUCCUCCCCCAGCUGGCCACACACCAAAUGGGUCCUCCCCUCUCCCUCCUCCUCUUCUGGUACCUAUACUCACCACAAAGAUUUCGAGGGGUGGGGCGAACCGGUGAGGAAGAUCGUGGGGAUGAUGAGAGAGCCGGAUGUGUGGGCACUUUUUGAUCAUCCGGGUGUGGAGAGGUAUUGGAGAGGACGGUUGUGUGUUAUUGGGGAUGCGGCGCAUGCGAGUACGCCGCAUCAGGGUGCGGGGGCUGGACAGGCUGUUGAGGAUGCGUAUAUACUUUCGGAAAUGUUUGGUCACAGGCUUUCUGUUCUUAAAGCACAGGAGGGGUGGUGCACUGAGUCCGUGACGGGGGAUGAUCUGGAAAAGGUCUUUACGGCUUACGACCAUGUUAGGCGACACAGAAGCCAGAAGGUCGUCACUACCUCGCGUGAAGCGGGGAUGAUUUAUGAUUUUGAGGGAGAGGGGGCGGGGAGUGAUGUGGAAAAGGUGAGGGAUGCGAUUGUGGGGAGGUAUGAUUGGAUUUGGAGGGUGGAUUUAGAGGGGGAGGUUAGGAGGGGGGUUGAGUUUAUGAUGAAGGGGAGUGGGGCGGAGUGAGAUGGGU
Messenger RNA from Saitoella complicata NRRL Y-17804, 1477 nucleotides. RefSeq names its product FAD/NAD(P)-binding domain-containing protein. Gene Ontology annotation, molecular function: FAD binding. Lineage: Eukaryota; Fungi; Ascomycota; Saitoellomycetes; Saitoellales; Saitoellaceae. Gene Ontology annotation, biological process: secondary metabolite biosynthetic process. The record is from RefSeq and is a predicted model, not a curated record. The coding region runs from base 1 to 1470 and encodes 489 amino acids. The transcript is spliced from 2 exons.